CAAAAAAAAAAAAACAACUCUAUGUGAGUUCUUAUAUUUAUUAAUUAAUUAAAUUUCUUUUUAUUAAAAAAUCAAAAAAAGUUGGGAGUUUUUUCAUAAAUUGAUCAAAAUUUUAGUUUUGAUUGGUGACCUUAUGAACUGAAAAAUGAACAAAAAUAAUGAAAAAAAUCAUUUGAAGUAUUGAAUAAAAAUGUAUAUGAAUUUCUGUUCGAUCUAUUCCCCAUCAAAAUUGGAGGAUGGUUUUCAUCUUCAUAGAUUUUUUUUUCAUUCAUAAAUAAAUUAGAGGAAUAGAUUGGGAUCCAUAUGUUUUUAUUUUGUCAAAAAAUCAACAAAAAUGGUAUAAAAUUUGAAGAACUGAAAAUUUGAAGAACUGAGCAAGAACUAAAAAAUGGUAUCUUUUUAUAAUAAAGUGAUUUUAAAGAACAAAAUUUAAAUUUUAAUCAUUAUUGUGUUUUUCUAAAAUCAAAAAUCAAAAUCCAUUUUAAUAUCUGCAAAUAAUCAACACCAGUCUGGUAGUUUACCAGUGCUCUCGUCUCCAUAAUAGCCCUAAAUUAUCUUCUUUCUUUCUGAUGGAACCCGAAUAUUCCUUGGAAAUUAUGACCAGAGAACACAUCGGUACUAUGAUAUCUGUCUUGCUCGAAACUGAAGCUUGUUUGAUAUUUAUUUCCUCUUGUUUAACAAUCUAGAUCGGGAUGAAUGAUAACAGUAAUAUUUUUCGAUUGUUUUGUUUCUCUCUAUAUAUAUUGUUUGUUCUUAUUGCUUUUGUGAAACACUGGCAGUGGCUAAUAUAGGAGUCUUCUGGAACAUGGAUGACAGUCCCAUCCCUGACGGUCUCGAUCCUACUAGUGUUUUGGAGUUCAUCAAAGGGGCUUUUGAAAAUAUGGGCUAUCUUGGUAGACUUAUUAAAAUUAGGGCUUAUUGUGAGGAUAGGUCAAAACUUAUUUCUUACUGUGAUGCUGCCGGAAUCCUUUCACAAAACCGAGGUGAAUAACAUCUGUUUUUUUUUUUCUGGUUUAGUUUAUAUAUAUCUUCGUCUAAAUCUCUUUUGAUAUAUAUAUAUAUAGUGUCCAAAGUUGGAUAUGCUGAAGUUGACCAUAUGUUGGUGGACAUUCUUACCUGGGGACUGUAUAAUCGGGCACCCUCAAACUUGAUGGUAAUCUCAGAAAAAAUCUCAGAAGGAACGGAGCUAUUUGGUGUACUUGAAGAUUUGAAAUUGUUGAAUUACAAUACUCUUGUUUCAUCUCUUGGGGAAGACGCACCAGCAGACUUAGUUUGUUUGUCCACACGCCUGUUUGGUGGAGGAAAGCCUGUCGUCCACCAAAGCAUAAGCUCACAUGGUGUCUCCAAUAAGCUGGCAGUGGCAGAACACAGGCGUCUUCUGGAACUUGGAUGACUGCGAAACCCCUGAUGAUACUGAUAUCUAUCAGAAUGUCAAAUCAGCUCUUGCAAAUCAAGGUUGCCAUGGUCAAGUGUCAAUCUGGGCUUAUUGUGAGGAGGACAAGGAGCCCAUCCCUGGUAUCACCCUUGUAUCCGCAGGCGAUGAAACUGCGAGAUUCAAGAAAAUGCUUAGGGACAUUCUUUUCUGGGCGUUGCAAAAUCCUGUCCACCAUCGGAGAACAACAGUACCCAGCUUGACGGUAAUCUCAAACAUCUCAAGGAACAUUGAAUUUGCCCAUGUUCUUCAACUAUUGGCUUCGAGAGAUUACAAUGUACUCCUUACGGUUCCUGAUAAGAAAGAAUAUAUAUGCUCCGUAUGGCUCUAUCCAUGCCUAAUACAAAGCCAAAUAAAAUUUCCCAGUUGUACAAGAUUGGACAAGAGCUUGCAUGGUAAGAUCUUAUUUCCCUCCCUCUUGUUUACUUUUCUAGACUUCAUAUUAUAAUUUGUUUAUGUGUUCUGUGUGUUUGUGAAACUUCGUAGAUAUCAAAACAGGCAUCUUUUGGAACAUUACGGGCUGCACAUUCCCCAAUGAUAUUCAUCUCGAUGAACUUAAUCAGAAUAUCAAAUUAUCUAUUGAAAAUCAGGGCCAUCAUGGUGAAGUGACAAUCAAAGCUUAUUGGGAGGGGAGAAGUGGCUUAAUACCAUUGGCUCCAUGGAACCAUCACCUUACAAA
Brassica napus (rape) is the source of this 2111-nucleotide messenger RNA. RefSeq lists its product as uncharacterized. Gene Ontology annotation, biological process: regulation of gene expression. Lineage: Eukaryota; Viridiplantae; Streptophyta; Magnoliopsida; Brassicales; Brassicaceae. Bases 1335 to 1880 code for a protein of 181 amino acids. The transcript has 2 exons. The record is from RefSeq and is a predicted model, not a curated record. Gene Ontology annotation, cellular component: peroxisome.